Molecule: messenger RNA, 2536 nt
Organism: Acipenser ruthenus (sterlet)
Lineage: Eukaryota; Metazoa; Chordata; Actinopteri; Acipenseriformes; Acipenseridae
Product: homeobox protein DLX-1-like
Exons: 3
Coding region: 762-1520 (252 amino acids)
Biological process (GO): negative regulation of transcription by RNA polymerase II; embryo development; cell differentiation
Molecular function (GO): RNA polymerase II cis-regulatory region sequence-specific DNA binding; DNA-binding transcription factor activity, RNA polymerase II-specific
Source: RefSeq, a predicted model, not a curated record
UAUAGAACACGGUGUAUAAUAUAUAUUUUAUUUAUAAUCUUAAUGGUUUAAUAUUUGUAAUUUAAUUAAGAAUAAUCUCAGUGCAACAAAAUACAUAAACACGUCUGUACUGUUAUUUUAAGAUUAAACAGCGUUUAUCUUUUCGACUGUUUAAUAAAUUAAAAAUGUGAUUACAGAUUUGUAUUUCCUAGUAUACAAAACAUCAUUACAAUAACAUCGUUCCAAAAACAUGUCAAAAGAAACAUAGUGUACCAUUGCAUUUGACAAAUAACUGAAACAUGAAAUAAAUGUAUGCACUUUACAAUUAGAAAAAGUAUAAUAGCUAUUAUCCCUAUACACGUUAAACUCAUGCAAUACAUUUUAAAAUUAUAUUCUUCCCUUAACAUUUGCGUCUAUUUCCAACAAAUACGUUCUGCGUUUCACUAUAAAAUGUAGAAAUGCAACAAAUUUGGACCAAGCUUUGCUGUUUGCUUGACUUUCAGGUCCUGUGGAGCCAACCAGGCAUUCGCCAAUCAUAGUGGCUCACAGAGGGAAUGGACCAAUCAGCGCUUUGCUAUGUUGAAUAUUCAUGACUCCUUGAUUCAAACCUUUGAGGCGAGUUUGUGUAGAUCCACAGCAUCAUGGUUAGACUUUUCACAGAGACAAACUCCAUUUUCUUAUGAAUGGAAAGUGAAAAAAUCAGAUCAGCUUAAAUUGGGAUCCAUCCUUCACUGAGAUCAUAGAAGAAAACAAAAAGGAAGAGAAGGGAUCAGCCAGAAGAGAUGACAAUGACUGCAAUGCCAGAAAGUCUUAAUAGCCCUGUCUCGGGGAAGGCGGUUUUCAUGGAAUUUGGUCCACCAAGUCAACAAAUGUCGCCUUCCUCCAUGUCUCAUGGACAUUACUCCAUGCACUGUUUACAUUCCGCGGGUCACUCUCAACACGAAAGCUCAUACAGCGCUCCUUCGUCUUUCCCGAGGUCUCUGGGUUAUCCAUAUGUCAGCUCGGUCGGCAGCCAUUCCUCAAGUCCAUACAUCAGCACAGUGCAGUCGUAUCAGAGCAGCUCGACUCUAACCCAGACGCGGUUAGAGGACACAGCAGAGCCAGAAAAAAACACAGUGGUGGAAGGUGGAGAAGUUCGAUUUAACGGGAAAGGGAAAAAGAUCCGCAAACCCAGGACUAUUUAUUCCAGUUUGCAGCUACAGGCUUUGAACAGGCGCUUCCAGCAAACUCAGUACCUGGCUCUCCCGGAAAGAGCUGAACUAGCAGCUUCCAUGGGGCUUACACAAACACAAGUAAAGAUUUGGUUCCAGAACAAGCGAUCCAAGUUCAAGAAACUGCUGAAGCAAGGCGGGGGAUCUUUGGAAAGUGCAUUAGCUAAUGGAAGAAGUCUGUCAGCCACCUCGCCUCCUGUUCCCGCGGUCUGGAACGCUACGUCCUCUGGAAAGACAUCAGCAGGGACGGCGGGCACUUACAUCCCCAGCUACACUUCAUGGUAUCCUUCAGCACACCAAGAAUCUAUGCAGCAACCCCAACUGAUGUGAUAAGAAAUCGCCCCCACCCCCACCCCAACCCUCUAAGAUCACUGCUGGUCCAAAACAGAGGGAUCACCGGGCAGCUAAAGCAAAGAAUGCACAGCACCCUCGUCCAUUGCAGACAAGCACAUAUGCGAUGCGGAGCUUGUUCUCAACUGCUGACAGUUGACAGAUCAGCCUCCUAAAACCGUUACCCCAUCCAUAGAACAGCCGGGGAGCAGAAUGGCGCUGCGUGUAGGGGCAACAAGAAUGCCUUUUUUGUGUUGCGAGUCUAGAGAGAGCGAGAGGAUGGAGAAGAAAUAUAGGCCAUUAAAGCUGCUGUAUCGCAUUUCUGUGACCUCCUGCUGUAAAAUUAGAUGUAAACACGGUUUUGAGCCUUUAUGAUCAAUUGUACAUUUACUAUAAAUGUCAAAUUUGCGUACUGGUCAUAAACUGUAUGUUUGUGUGCUUCACAUUUUAUUUAAAUUCAUGUAAUUGUAUAGUUCGUUUAUUUAAAACAAGUGUUUGGUGUAUUUGUAAAAAGUUAUUAGUCCUAAAUACCACUUUUACUGCUGCAGUGACACAAACAUUAUUUGGGUCAUUAAAGCCAUAAGCCAACCUCUAAUUGGGACAUUGGUAUUUGGCAAACCCCUAGUUUUAAAAUAAGCUCCAUAUAUUUUAAUAACAUUUUUCUGAAAUGAGGUUUUGCAGCUUUAAAGAAACAGCCUUUUCAAAACAACCUUAAUGCCAAUACGUUCUGGCGCUGCACAGUUUGAAGUGCACAGUCGGACUGAUGUAUAUAAAUGUACUAUUUAAAUAUGAUGCAUAUAUUUCUUGUUUUUGUUUUGUGUGGCUGUAUACAUGAUGCAUUGUGAAAUGGAAUUUUACCUGUGAAUAUGGAACAUGUGUUAAUGGAAUAAGUGUGUUUAGCGUUCUAUAUGUUAAAGUUUAGUUUUAUAUUGAAAAUGUUAAUUUAUUAUUUGUAUUAUUUAAAAUGUAAAUACUGUGUAAAGCUUCAAGACAGUAAAAUUAUGAUUUUAAAAGGA